Molecule: messenger RNA, 1729 nt
Organism: Solea senegalensis (Senegalese sole)
Lineage: Eukaryota; Metazoa; Chordata; Actinopteri; Pleuronectiformes; Soleidae
Product: liprin-beta-1-like
Exons: 7
Coding region: 272-1198 (308 amino acids)
Biological process (GO): neuromuscular junction development
Cellular component (GO): presynaptic active zone
Source: RefSeq, a predicted model, not a curated record
CUCCUCAGCUCAGUCUGAGCCGAGCGGGGACGAACCGGGACGAGCGGACAGUUCCGCUCCCACUCACUCACCCGGUUCCAUGAGUGUGUUCUUUUACACGCGUGGGUGUGAGUGAAUGUGUGUGUGUGUUUAUGUGUGUGUGUUUGUGUUUGUGUGUGCGCGUGUCUCGUGAGUGUGUGUUUGUCCGUGAUUUAGACCCAAACUGUGGAUUAUUAUCGAUAAACAGCGGAGGAGUUCACGCUGAGCACGCUGCAAAAACCCCCGAGGCCCGAUGCUUCCCGCCAUCACCAUGGAAACAGAGGCCAGUCACAUGCUGGAGGCGGCGCUGGAGCAGAUGGACGACAUCAUUGCAGGGUCUAAAGCAGCGGCGGGGGAGUUCUGCAACAGCGUGUACGACCUGGGUUCUCCCGUCAGUGUCGGCCCGCUGCACGUCGUCCACUUAGCUGAGGAGCUCAAACUGGCUCUGGAGCUCCAGCCCAACCAGGAGGAGCGAGACGGCCUGAGAGCUCAGUUACACGCCGACACGGCUCGGACUCUGAUGGACUGGCUGCAGAGCGGAAACGUGAACCUCAGUUCUCCAGCCAACAAUGAAACUUACCAGGAGCGACUGCUUCGCCUAGAGGGAGACAAGGAGUCUCUGGUGCUACAGGUGAGCGUUCUGACCGACCAGGUGGAGGCGCAGGGAGAGAAGAUCAGAGACCUGGAAAGUUCUCUGGAGGAACAUCGUCAGAAACUGGCCUCCACCGAGGAGAUGCUGCAACAGGAGCUGGUCAGCAGAACUUCUCUGGAGACUCAGAAGCUGGACCUGAUGGACGAGGUGUCCUACCUCAAACUGAAGCUCACGGAGGUCGGCAUGGACGAGAAGGACGGCGACGACGCGCGAGUACAGGACUCUGCGGACGCCAAGCAGAACAAAGCUGAGUGUGUGGUAAAUCUCAUCAGUGAGCUCCAGGAGCAGAUGUGCAGGUUUCAGGCAGAGAUCAGCACUCGAAUCCAGGAGAAGCGAGCACUGGAGGAGCAGGAGGCCCAGCGGGCAGAGCCAAGCGGCGGCCGGGCCCACAGCCCCGCCCCUCAGCCAGGGCCAGCCGGCUCUAGCACCUGGAUGCAGAACGGAGGACAGACUGUACAUGUAGGGAGACUCGGGGAUGAACUCAUCUUCCCCUCCUUCCUUCCUUCCCCGUCAUUUCUCCCAUUUUAACCAGUCCACACACACACACAGAAUCAGACUAACAUCCUCUCUGUGAUUUGUUCCUCUCUGUGUGUGUGUGUGUGUGUGUGUGUGUGUUCACUGUUGGAUGCUGGAGUCAUCCUUUGCUCUGGUUCUUGCAGAAAGAGACAUUAUUGAUGUUAUUUUUUUGUUUUUUACAAAUACUUCCAAACAAAUGGGGAUUAUUGGGGGUUUAUAAAGUUGAAGAUUUGUCAAAAAACUAAAACUAUAGUGAUGAAUAUUUUUAAAUAAUAGGUAAAAACACUGAUUUUCUCUAUGUGACGGUUUGCACAAGUGGCUCAAUAGGUAUGCUGCUCGCCUACUACACCAGGGAUUGUGCGUUCAAGUCCUAUGUUGUGCAUAAUCAGUAAAAAUGUCGUACUUUCGUAUGUCGUCGAAAAAAGUCAUAGUUUAGUAUAACGCUCAAAAAAGUCAUAUUAUAGUAUGUCGUCAAAAAUCGCUCAAAAAAGUCGUAGUAAGGUAUGUCCUCCAAAAUGUGACAAAAACGUCAUAGUAUAGUAU